Molecule: messenger RNA, 3568 nt
Organism: Thrips palmi
Lineage: Eukaryota; Metazoa; Arthropoda; Insecta; Thysanoptera; Thripidae
Gene: AsnS
Product: asparagine synthetase [glutamine-hydrolyzing]
Exons: 11
Coding region: 171-1853 (560 amino acids)
Cellular component (GO): cytosol
Molecular function (GO): asparagine synthase (glutamine-hydrolyzing) activity
Source: RefSeq, a predicted model, not a curated record
CCGCCGCCACUUGCCGCGUUGCAUCAGCCGCCGGCGGCCGUCCCGCAGUGUCGCGGUGGUUGGGGUGGAACCAGGACCGACGCGCCACACUCCGGUGUCGCUCCUUGAUUUUCGGCCCUUUCGAAGGAUUUCGUUUGUGACACUCGGAGGACCAACGAUCCUGUGUGAAAAUGUGUGGGAUUUGGGCCUUGUUUGGCAUUGAAACUGAUGUGGCAGUUCACAGCAAUGCCGUCUUCUCCAAAAUUUCACACAGAGGUCCUGAUGCCUGGAGGGUGGAGGCUGACUGUCGAAUGGCCCACUCCUGUUUGGGCUUCCACCGACUCAAGAUCGUUGACAGUGUGCAUGGUAUGCAACCCAUGAAGUUGCAUUGCUUGCCCGACCUCACCUUGAUGUGCAAUGGAGAAAUUUAUAACUGCCAUGAGUUAGUUAAAGAUUUUGGGUUUCCUACAGAAACUAGAUGUGAUGUUGAACCCAUUCUUCACCUUUUUGGGAAAGGUGGAAUUGAAAUGGCAACCACCAAUCUUGAUGCUGAGUUUGCAUUUUGCUUAGUUGAUUCAGGCAACCAAAAAGUUUACUUGGCUAGAGAUCCCUUUGGUGUUCGACCUAUGUUCCGACUCUACAGUGAAACUGGUGUCUUAGGAGUGUGUUCAGAAGCAAAAGGUCUUAUAGGAAUUACCAAAGAGCUAAAUGGUUCAAAAUUCACAUUGGAACCUUUCCCUCCUGGGGUGUUUGAAGAAUAUUCCAUUGAUAAGGAUGGAAGGGCUAAACUUUUGAGACAAGAACGCUUCUAUGAAAUUGGAAGUCUUGAGCGCCCCAAAUUUAGGCCAUUUGUACCCUACAACAAGUUGAAAAAUGAUGUUCUUGCAAACAUCCGAACUCUUCUUACAUCUGCUGUUCGCAAGCGUCUAAUGGCAGACCGCAGAGUAGGCUGCCUAUUGUCUGGUGGACUUGAUUCGAGUCUUGUGGCUGCUUUGUUAGUCAAAGAAGCGAAAGCUAUGAAUCUGCCAUACCCUGUUCAGACAUUUUCAAUUGGUAUGGGUGAUAGUCCAGACAUAGUAGCAGCGCGGCAAGUUGCAAAGCAUAUUGGAUCAGAGCACCACGAAAUUACAUUCACAGAAGAAGAUGUGGGAAAUGUACUUGAUGAAGUCAUUGGCACUUUGGAAACAUAUGACAUCACCACAGUCCGUGCAUCUAUUGGAAUGUAUUUGGUGGCGAAGGCUAUCAAACAAGAGACUGACACAACUGUUAUUUUAAGUGGUGAAGGAGCUGAUGAGUUAGCUCAAGGGUAUAUUUAUUUCAGAGAUGCGCCAUCAACUGCUGAAGCUCGGGCAGAAAGCAUUCGACUUUUGAAAGACAUUUAUCUCUUUGAUGGUCUGCGUGCGGACCGAACUACUGCUGCUUGGAGUUUGGAACUCCGAGUUCCCUUUUUGGAUCUUGAGUUCACCAACUACAUGCUCAGCCUUCCUCCAGAAUUGCUGCAGCCGAAGGAUGGUGUGGAGAAACACCUGUUGCGUUCAGCAUUUGAUGGUGUCGGCUUGCUGCCUAAUAACAUUUUGUGGCGACACAAAGAAGCUUUCAGUGAUGGUGUUGCAUCUAUUCGCAAGUCUUUAUUCCAAGUGAUUCAGGAGAUAGUAGCUAAAAGGGAAAUAGAUGUUGCACUAGAAGAUGCCAAAACUCUGUUUCCCAAUUGCACCCCCAAAACGAGAGAAGCCUUAUACUACAGAGUCAUGUUUGAAAAGAAAUUCCCAAAACAAUCGUCGUUAACACCCUAUUUCUGGAUGCCCCGUUGGGUGAAUGUGUCUGACCCAUCAGCUCGCUUCAUCAGCCAUUAUGCUGCAGAAAAGAAAAAGUAAUUAUUAUCCCAGAAAUUAAUGGUAAGUCUUAGGGAAGUUGUGGAAAUCAUGGCAGAUGGAGACUCAGCCCCUUCUACAAUUUUAGUUUUGUUGACCUGUUUUGAAGAGACCUCAACACUCAUUGUACAAUGUAACAUUUUUAUUCUCAUGAAAGUUUCAAAUUAAUACAUCUGUAUAAUCAAGCUUUCAAAACAGUAUCCAGUAUCCUUCCAAAAUCUCACAAAAUUUGCCAUUCGUCUGUCAACAAUGUUCUAUAAACAAAACGUCAACAAUGUAUAAGAUUUGCAAUCUUAUCAUGUAAAAUCAAGUAAACUUAAAAAUAUUUGCUUGUAACUUUUAUUUACAACACAUAUAAUACACAUUAAUUAAUGUUCCUAAAAUGUAAGUGGUGUUUAACAAUAAUGAUCACCAAUGUCAUCACAUUUGAUGCAUUCCGUCAAAGUUAAUAUUUUAACAAGUAAAGCUUUUAGAUGGUGGUUAAAGAGUAUAGUAAGAAGAAUUUUUUAAUAUGUCUAAAAGACAUGGAUUUUUUUCCUGAAAGUAAAGCAGAGUGGCACUAAUUUUAUCAGGUAUUUAAGGGGGGAGGGGAGAGAAGAAGAGGUCCUAGUGACUUUAAACUUCCUCAGUUUUGUAUCUAGCUGCAGUCCAUUUCAAGGUGAGGUUUGAAACCUUCUGUGCGCGUUUGUCAAUGAUUUUUCUCAAAAAAGAAAAUACUUAUAGAAGACAUUUAUCUAGGCUGCCUUGUAUCAUAAAUCAAUGGAUCACAUGUUUCCUCAUGAAGUAAAUCUCACCCCUUGCUUCCUUUUUCGGCCACAGCCACUCUGCUUUCUGUUCAAUUGUAAAUUAGAAAUAGAACAGAGAAGAAUGGGAAUCUAAGGGAAGAAUAGAUAGAGUGUACAAGAUCUCAACAAGCUCAACUCAAAGCUUACAUAACUUAGUACUUAAACGCUUCCUAUAUAAAUUAUUGUAUGGUGAAGGGUAUGCAUGCUUUCACAGCAUACAUGCAAAGAAGAGAUUUGGCAAUUGCUUUAAGCACUGUGAUACAGAUGUGUGUUGGUGUUGAAUCUUUCGAAACAUUGCUGUAAAGUCAAAACCCCUCCUGUUUUAUGUCAAUGGUAGGUGUCUUUUUGACUUGUCGUGGCAAUCUUUGAUUGUGUGACUUACACUGUACAUUUUCAAAGAGAGGAAUCUCCUUUGUAGUCUAAUUUUUUCUUCUUUUCCUUCAAGUCAUAUGUUCAUCUUUCUUCGCAAUUGCCCACAGUCUUAAUUAUUUCUCUAAACUUACAUUUAGCACAUAUGAAAUAGCUAGGAGACGAAAGAAGAACAGAAUAUAUGUUUUGUGGGGUAGAUAGGCCAUAAAAUUUUAUGAAGAUUGUUUAUGAAACAAGACCUUACAAACAAAAUCAGGUGAACUUUAUAUCUAGUCUCUGUAUUCUUAUUUACACUAAGAAGGAAUGAUACAAUGAAAUGCCAUACUUCUUAAGAUGAACUCCAUUGAACCUUUAAAAUUCAUUCUUUCAGAUAUUUACUCUGAUAAUGCAAUGAACAAUAAUCAGCACCACCAUCAGCGGUGCUCAAUAAUGUGUUACUCAUUACUUCUUACAAAUCCAUUCACAAAGCAACUUCAAAAUAAAUGUUUUUGUACAAUAAUAAUAUUUUAAGAAGAGGCUGCAACAAUUUUCACAAAAUAAAGUAUAUCUUUAAUUUAAAGUAAA